Molecule: messenger RNA, 2621 nt
Organism: Cuscuta europaea
Lineage: Eukaryota; Viridiplantae; Streptophyta; Magnoliopsida; Solanales; Convolvulaceae
Source: the annotation of a GenBank genome assembly
AUUUUUUCAUUUUUCUAACUUAAACUCAGUUCAGGGUUCGAGUUCAAGAGCUGGAGUUCGAGAGCUCGAUAGGUCGGAAACCAGCUAGAACUCAGUUCCAUACAUGCUCGGUUGGUUAAUAGUCUAACUCCAGCAGUCCCCCAUCCGGCCCGCAUUAGAGGCCGGUAAGAUGAGCUCCUUAUCUGCCGGUUUUCAUCUCUUCAAGCUCCCGGCGGUGUAAUUUUACGGUUUACCGCUCUAUCUAUUUCCAUUUAUUUUCGAAUCUGACUCAUAAUUCGUGGGAAUCAACAUGGAAGCAGCAGCUGCAUCAGCAGUUCUUGAGCACUCUCUUUGGAACCGACCCGCAUUCAGAGUUCUCCACAGCCGCCGGUUAGAGAUCUCCGCGAGCAUAUCUGCCAAGAAUUUAUGCCGCAGUACAAAAUACCCCAGCAGUGCGAGUUACAUCUUGCCGUACAAUUCCCGGAUUUUUUUGAACUCCAGACUGCAUAUGAGUGGACUCUCCCCAAAACCGCUGUCAGUGAAUCGUAUUUGUCCUUGCGGAAAAUUUAAUGUAGGUGUAACGAGUGUGAAUGUGAAGUUCGUGGAGGUUUUUGCGAAGCGGGUUUUUGUUAUGCUUGCUUUAAUAGGCGGGGCCUUUGUGCUUGGGUGCCGGAGAGUGUUUGCUUUAGAAAAUGCUGUCAGCCCUGGCUAUGGGGCUUUGCAGCAAACUCUGGUGGCGUUGAAAAGUUCUUGGCCAACUUUUUUGCUUGUUCUGAAAGUUUUGAAAGAGCAAGGUUUGGUUUUGGCAUUGCUUUUGGGACUCUCCGCAUUUUUCUCCAUGGCCGAAACUUCAAUUACCACGCUUUGGCCAUGGAAGGUGAGGGAAUUAGCUGAGAAAGAUUCUGAAAAUGGAGUCUUUAAAAUGUUGAGGAGCGACGUUACUCGAUUUCUUACAACUAUACUCAUUGGCACAACAGUUGUGAACAUCGGAGCAACAGCAUUAGUUACUGAAGCUGCAACAGCAGCUUUUGGUGAAGCUGGUGUCAGUGCAGCAACAGGAGUCAUGACAGUGGCAGUUUUGCUUCUGACUGAAAUUACUCCAAAAAGCAUUGCUGUUCACAAUGCCACUGAGGUUGCUAGGUUUGUGGUCAGGCCUGUUGCAUGGCUUUCUUUGAUACUGUAUCCUGUGGGAAGAGUUGUCACAUACCUUUCAAUGGGAAUGCUAAAACUUCUUGGCUUGAAGGGACGAAGUGAACCAUAUGUCACUGAAGAUGAACUAAAAUUGAUGCUUCGUGGAGCAGAGUUAAGUGGUGCAAUCGAAGAGGAAGAGCAGGAUAUGAUCGAAAAUGUACUAGAGAUCAAAGAUACACAUGUUCGAGAGGUUAUGACGCCACUUGUAGAUAUUGUGGCAAUAGAUGCUAGUGCGACAUUAGUUGAUUUUCACAAUUUAUGGGUGACUCAUCAAUAUUCCAGAGUGCCUGUUUUCGAGCAGCGUAUAGAUAACAUCGUUGGUAUUGCAUAUGCAAUGGAUCUUCUGGAUUGUGUGCAAAAGGAAGAGAUGCAGGAAAGCUCAGUUGUUGGAGAUAUGGCACACAAACCUGCAUACUUUGUUCCUGAUUCAAUGUCAGUUUGGAACCUUCUAAGAGAAUUCCGCAUAAGGAAAGUACACAUGGCUGUUGUUCUUAAUGAAUAUGGUGGAACUGUUGGGAUUGUAACUCUUGAAGAUGUGGUUGAGGAAAUUGUUGGUGAAAUCUUUGAUGAAAACGAUUCCAAAGAAGAAAUCCAGAAAAAAACUGGCUACAUUGUUCUCAGGGCCGAGGGAGUAUUUGACGUGGAUGCUAAUACAUCUAUUGAUCAGCUAUCUGAUGAACUUGAGAUAAAAUUGCCAGAGGACCAUCAAUACGAAACAGUUUCUGGUUUUGUUUGCGAAGCAUUUGGGUACAUACCAAGGACAGGUGAAAGCAUAAAAGUAGUGCUAGAAAAGUCAAAUCGAGAAGAGCAUGAUGACUAUACUCGAACUGAAUCUGAGCAGGGGGGUCAAAAUGAAAAGAGUCAAAUUUAUAAGCUUGAGAUAUUAGCAGGAAAUGCCAGAAAGGUGAGUGCUGUGCGAUUUGAACGGAUCAGCAAUGAUGCCGAACUAGGCACCAAAGUAGUGAAACGCUUGUUUCCAAAAAUAAUGGCAAAAUGGAACAAACAUGAUAAGCCAAACAGCGAGGACACCAAUGAGGACAGGGUUCAGGGAAGUACAUAUCAUGGAAGCCCCCAGUCCAACACUUCUGUAGUACCUGAACAUGAAAGCAGUCAUGACCAUCAUAGUGACCUAGAUUGUGCUUGGCAAAAUCCUUAAUUGAAUAACAUGGGGAAGGAAUAGUGACUGAAUGAGAAUGGGUUUGUUGUUCUCUGGGUUUUGUGAAGUAUAGAAAUAGUAUUAUAGCUAUUAUAGUUUGGGUAGUAGUAUGAUUUCAUAUUCAUUACUCAUUAGGUAGAUCUCCUAUGUUAUUGGGUUUGAAUACAUUAUACGUAGUACUUCCUCCGUCCCGCUAACAAUGGGACAAGAGAGAGCGACACACAAAUCAAUAAAAAGUAGUUUAUGUGGUUGAUAUUGAAUUGAUAAAGUAAGAACAAAGUAAGAAUGAUUUAGA